Messenger RNA from Agelaius phoeniceus (red-winged blackbird), 1208 nucleotides. RefSeq names its product actin related protein 2/3 complex subunit 3 (gene ARPC3). The record is from RefSeq and is a predicted model, not a curated record. Gene Ontology annotation, biological process: regulation of actin filament polymerization; Arp2/3 complex-mediated actin nucleation. Gene Ontology annotation, cellular component: cytoskeleton; Arp2/3 protein complex. Lineage: Eukaryota; Metazoa; Chordata; Aves; Passeriformes; Icteridae.
AUGGAGCAGUGCCUCUGCGCGGCCGUUCCGCGUACGGGCAGUGCCCGGGCACAGCGCUGCCUCCGGGGCGGUGCGCGGCUCCCGCUUCCCCUCCUCGCACCGCCUCUGCCGCUGCCUCAUUUCCUGCAGCGUAGGCGGAGGAGGAAGCUCUGUGCCCGCUUUCCUGGCCGGUUCGCCCCGCUCCCCUCCGGCCCGGCACCGCCGAGCCGCCUCCUGCCCUUCGAGAUGCCGGCCUACCACUCCACUUUAAUGGACUCAGACACCAAGCUAAUUGGGAACAUGGCACUGUUACCCAUCAGAAGCCAGUUCAAGGGCCCAGCGCCUCGAGAAACUAAGGACACAGAUAUUAUAGAUGAGGCCAUCUACUACUUCAAAGCGAAUGUUUUCUUCAAAAAUUAUGAAAUUAAGAAUGAGGCUGACAGAACACUGAUCUAUGUCACCCUCUACAUUUCUGAAUGCCUGAAAAAGCUGCAAAAGUGUAACUCCAAAGGCCAGGGAGAGAAGGAGAUGUACACGCUGGGAAUCACUAACUUCCCGAUCCCAGGGGAGCCUGGCUUUCCACUCAACGCCAUUUACGCCAAACCUGCCAACAAGCAGGAGGAAGAGGUGAUGAGGGCCUACCUGCAGCAGCUGAGGCAAGAAACCGGCCUUCGCCUGUGUGACAAAGUGUUUGAUCCUCAGAGCGACAAGCCAAGCAAGUGGUGGAUCUGCUUUGUGAAGAGGCAGUUCAUGAACAAGAGUCUCUCAGGCCCUGGGCAGUGAAGCAAAGUGGCAACAACUUUAAGCAUUUCCACAGCAAGAUGUUUGAGUCUUUUGCCUUUGCUUUGGAUACAUUUUGUACCAAGAAAGAAUUAAGUGCUUAUGAAGUAAAAAAAAAAAAAAAAAAGAAAAAACCAAACCUGUCAAUGAGUGAUAGAGGGAGAGCAAAAAGAUAAGUUGUGGAAGCAAAUAUUAUUAAGCUGGUGCUUAAUAAGUGAUUUCUAACGUGCUGUUUCAGAUGAAAGCUGCUUUGUAAUCGUGGCUACAGCAUUUCAAACAGGGCUUGUAUUUAAGAGAAGAAGUGGGCUUGGCUGUGGGGCAGGGGAGCUGUGUCAUUGCUCUGCUGGCUGGAGUCGGUGUCGUGUGUCCAGGGAAAACAGACCUCUCACGCUGUGUUGUCCAGUGCAGUGAUUUUUACCUUGUUUUCAAUAAAAUUUGCUUGUAAUUAA